AUCAGUUCUUUCUCCAACUUGUGCAGCAGCAUGCAGCUCCUGUCUGCCGUCUGACUUGUGGAGCUGCAGGCCUCUCUCUGUUAUUAUUCCCAACAUGUGGCAAUAGUCACGACCUGCAGCAGCCUAUCGGAAUUUCUGCUCCUGUCGGUAAAUCAGUGAAGGCAGCACCUCGGUCUGAGCUCCGUUGGCUGACAGACUCGCCAUUCAGGCAGCAGCCCGCCCAGCGGCACCGAGAGCGGCAUGGCAACGGCGGGGAGACGGGGGGAGAAGGUGUGGUGAGGGGUGAGACUUUAACCGGACCAGAGAGCAGCAGCGGCAGUGUUUCACUCCUCUCUGACUGGAGGGACGCGGGAGGCUCCGGUCAGCGCUUCACUCACAGCUGAUCAAACGAUGCGCCACCGCCGCGUCUCCGCACAGUCGCCGCCGCUGACCAGGUGUUGGAGCCAAGAGCAGGGACGCCGUUAACGUGACAGCAGAUCAAACUUGUAUGCAGCCCGUGUGCUGUGUGCUUGCACUUCUCUCUGGUCCCGUUCGCAGACGAUCGAGAAGAUGCUGAGCCGACUGAUGAGCAGCAGCAUCAGGAGUCUGGACCGGGAAUGCAACUGCACUGUGAGGCUGCUGGACGACUCGGAGUACACCUGCACGAUUCAGCGGGAUGCCAAGGGACAGUACCUGUUUGACCUCAUCUGUCACCAUCUCAACCUGCUGGAGAAAGACUACUUUGGCAUUCGAUAUGUUGACCCAGACAAGCAGAGACACUGGUUGGAGUUUACAAAAUCAAUUGCCAAACAAAUGAAAUCCCAGCCUCCAUUCACCAUGUGUUUGCGUGUCAAGUUCUACCCACCCGACCCUGCUGCCCUGAAAGAGGAAAUCACCAGAUAUCUCGUCUUCCUGCAGGUUAAGAGGGAUCUCUACCACGGUCGUCUCCUGUGCAAGACAUCAGAUGCAGCUCUGCUGGCUGCCUACAUAUUACAAGCUGAAAUUGGUGACUACGACCCUGGAAAACAUCCAGAGGGCUACAGCUCCAAGUUCCAGUUCUUCCCCAAGCACUCAGAGAAGCUGGAGCGGCGGAUUGCUGAGAUCCACAAGACUGAGCUGAUAGGUCAGAGUCCUGAAACAUCAGAGCUUAACUUUCUCCAGAAGGCUCAGAUGCUGGAGACGUAUGGAGUGGACCCACAUCCAUGCAAGGAUGUGUCUGGCAACCCAGCUUUUCUGGCUUUCACUCCUUUUGGAUUCACUGUGCUGCAAGGAAACAGGAGGGUCCAUUUCCUCAAAUGGGAGGAGGUGACCAAACUCAAGUUUGAAGCAAAGACAUUCCAUAUAUAUGCAAAUCAGAAGGAGGAUAAGAAGAUCAUACUGACUUACUUUGCACCUACACCAGAGGCCUGUAAGCAUCUGUGGAAGUGUGGAGUCGAGAAUCAAGCUUUCUACAAAUUGGAGAAGUCGAGUCAAGUCCGCACUGUGUCCAGUAGUAAUCUCUUCUUCAAGGGUAGUCGCUUUAGAUACAGUGGAAAGGUUGCAAAAGAAGUUAUGGAACAAAGUGCCAAAAUUAAGAGGGACCCCCCAGAGAUCCACAGGGCUGGCAUGGUGCCAAGUAGGAGUUGUCCAUCCAUCACCCACGGCCCACGUCUGACCAGCGUCCCCAGGACCCGACGGAGAGCUGUGCAUAUCUCCAUCAUGGAAGGUUUGGAGUCUCUUCGAGACAGUGCCCACUCGACGCCUGUGCGCUCCGUCUCCCAUGGCGACUCCUUCAUGCCUUCUCGAGGCCAGAUGGUGGAUGGCAGCGAGGCGAGCACGUCAGCAGUCAUCUCUGACGAGGCCUACAGCCCCUCAGACAGCGUGCUGCCCACACCAGUGGCAGAACAUGGGAUGGAACCAUUGGCCCGUCACCUCAACGGUGCUCCCUGCAGCAUCGAUGAGGAGAAGGAUUCGGAGGCGGGGACAUCAAAGGAGGGCCAGGCUGCAGAGUUUGGGCCUGGCAGAAGAGCAUUGCGUAUGGUCAGGAGUAGGCCUUCACCACCCAGUGAUGUAGAAGAGCUCAACAAGUUCAUCCUGAGCGUGCUGCGUCUGUUCCUGGUUACCAUCGGACUGCUGUUCGCCCUGCUGCUGCUCCUCAUCAUGCUGACAGAAUCAGACCUGGACAUUGCCUUCCUGAGAGACAUCCGCAAGACACCUGAAUUCCAGCAGUUCCACUUUGAAUACUUCUGCCCUCUGCGGCGCUGGUUUGCUUGUAAGUUACGAUGGAUGGGAGGUUUCAUAGUCAGUAAGUGAGGUGAAGUGAAAGAUUGAAGAGCCUAAAUGACUCAACACAGGCCUCUACUAAUGAAAAUGGGACAACAAAAAGGUCAGGAGAUGAGAGGGAGACGAGGGAAAAGGAAGAUGACAGCCCUGUUCCUAAUAUCAGCUCUCCUAGGAAGGAGGUUCUGUCACAUGCCACGGACUGUCCCCUGAAGAGCCUUGUUAUAUUAUGUUUGACCAUCACUACAAGGAAAGGAAAUCACAUUUUACUUUAGAAAUUCAGGUCAUCUCAAGGUAUUUUAUUUUUACACAAAGUCCCAGUGACAGGGUUUAAUUUAAACGCUGAACCAGGUCUGACAGACACUCACUUCUUCAACCACAGAUAAUAGUUGCCUUUAUUUUUGUAUUAAUUUAUAUGUAUAACAUUACUGUAAGACAGAAUGAGCUGAAGUGUUGGGGGGGGGGUGUUGCAAGACCUGAGAGUUUGAGUAAAGUUUUGAGAAACGACAACAUUGGGGCCAGUCUAGCUCAUCAAAUUUUAAGUCAACGCCAACAACAUUCAUGAUGAUUAGAGGUCAUUGUGGUCGCUGUUUUGAGAUGGACCAGUGUCAGGGGGUGUUCGAGAAAGUGUGAAAUGGCAAAAUAAGCAGCACUUAUUGAAUGUAGAUGAGUUCUGAUAAUAUUUGGAAUGUUAUUAUUCUUUUUAUACAUUUCUUAGGCAGAUACAAAUACACACCUUCCUGAAUUCUCCACAUGUGGUACACAAACACCACAUCUCACAUAUCGAAAAUAAACAACUGCUAAAACUUAGCUGCAGUAGCUAUUUGAAACUGCUGUGAUGUGGGUGCUGCCCUGUCAGCAGGCUUGAAUGAAUAUUUUUGUAGUAUAUGUGACAUUGUUUGUGGUCAGAUAUCUGUUAAGUGUGCUCACAUGACCAUUUUUGUCCAGACACUAGAGGACUAAUAAAGUUUUACCGUCCGAUGACUAUAAAUUAAGCCUUUGUAAGGACAUAAGUAAGUAAUGGAGGAUAUAGGUUUAAUUUUAGUUGAAUAGCAGCCAAAUAAUGCUAAUAACUACAAUCAACUUUUGUGUGUGAGGAACAGUUGUCACUUUGCCGUAGUUACUUUUACAGUAGUUGUAACGGUGAUGGGACUAUGUGAGCUAGCACUGUAGUAAUAGUCAAGUGUUUGGUUAGACUCCCACAAUCUGUAGAAGGAGUUCAUCUUGAUGUGCAAUACUGUUGAUAUAAAAACAACCACAAACCUUUCCAUUAAGGCAAAUCUGACCUUGUUUUACCUUUGUAAAGUGCAGAAUCAGUGUUAUUUUCCUUCAGUAUAUAGUUAAGAGUUUGUUUUUAGUUCAAGACCGAUGUCGAGUGAAGGUCAUUUAACUUUAUUUAGCCCUGCUGUGUUCAAAUUUCUGCAUUUAUCUGUGAAGGCUAUUUGGAUCAUGUUUCCAUUUUUGUACAAACUGCUGUCUUGGUAACACAUUGAGAUUUCCUCAUAGUGACUUUUAAUGUACUUGAAGUUUUUUUUUUGUUUUUUUUUUUUUUACAGUGGAUAUAUGGAUUUCAGCCCUGCACUCACUCACAAGAGAGCCUAAGAUAAGUUGUGUUUACGUCCUACCAUCUUCAUCAUCACGCCUACCAAAGAAACCUCUGUUGUCUCAUACGUCUGUCUGCGUCAACAGAUGGAAACUAAUAGUCUCCUGUUCUUCUCCAGCCUUAUGAUAUUUCACAGGUUAGCCUAUAGUGUGUCUUCACAGCCCAGAGCAACAGAGUCAAUUCAAACCAUGAAGUCAGUUUCGAUGAUUAAGUAUUUGUCCUCUCUUUAAGGCUAAAAGUGGUUGCUUAGGUUAUAUGUAUGUGUAUGUGCUGUAAGCCAGUGGUGAUUACAGGCUGAUCAGCAAUUAUGCAGCACUAUACCUAAAAAAAAAGGAUGUUUUAUUUAUGCAAAGAGAGGAAUGGUUUAGGAUACUGAUUGACUGAUCGAUUUAGGUUAAGCAGGUGCCUAUAAGUAGUCUGAAAAGUUACUGUAUUUAUAUUUAAAUCUUUCCUACAAUAAAAAAAACCACAGGUUGAAAGCAAAAUACAUCACUUUGAGUCCCUGCAGUGUUAAAUAUCCAGCUUUAAAUGCCAGUUUUAUCUUUGCACAUGAUAAAAAAUGACCAGAAAUAUUACCAACUCUCAGUAUUUCUUUUGAUCUUUAGUUGAAGUUGGAUGAGUAAUAGAAAUAUUGACUGAUAUAUUUCUAUUCAAUAAAUAAAAGCACUCAUGUUUUGGGGUUGAUUUUCA
This is a messenger RNA of Acanthochromis polyacanthus (spiny chromis), 4531 nucleotides long. RefSeq names its product FERM domain-containing protein 5-like. The transcript has 14 exons. Gene Ontology annotation, cellular component: cytoskeleton. Lineage: Eukaryota; Metazoa; Chordata; Actinopteri; Pomacentridae. The coding region runs from base 550 to 2271 and encodes 573 amino acids. The record is from RefSeq and is a predicted model, not a curated record. Gene Ontology annotation, molecular function: cytoskeletal protein binding.